Rotaria sp. Silwood1 is the source of this 378-nucleotide messenger RNA. Lineage: Eukaryota; Metazoa; Rotifera; Eurotatoria; Philodinida; Philodinidae. The record is from the annotation of a GenBank genome assembly.
AUGGCAGCUAAACAGAGUUUUAACAACCAUACGCUUGUCGAUUUUGACAAACUCUUAUUUGGCGAUUCAAGUGAAAUACAUCAUUUACAAAAUGAAUUUGAAUCUCAUGGUUGGUGCUUUAUUCGAUUACCCGACAAACAUGGCGAACUAACUAAUAAGCUCAACGAAAUACAAACCAUACUCUCAGCUUCUUUUGCUCAAAAUCAAACUGAAAAGUCCCAAUAUGAAUCAUAUAAUGCCUUUGGCUAUUCACGUGUCGGUUAUAAAGAAGGUAUUAAAGUACUUAUUGAUCAAAAUGGUCUUAAGAAUUUUCACCAUCGUUUAACAAAUGAUGUAGAACAAGUGUUACAAUAUCUGCAACAUUACUUAAUAAUUUAA